AUGGCGUCCCGAACCGCCCUCAGACAGCUUCUAGCCAGACAGCCCGCAUCGUCAAGGCCAGUGACGAUAUCGUCUGCGCAGAGAUGCGCCCGUCUGUACUCCUCCCAUGCCCCUGGCGCAACCAUGAACCUGCCCAUCAACUACGGCACCACGCCGCUCCUCCACCACGCUCCCUCCUCGCUCUCCGCCAGCAAGGAGCUGCCCGCCAACGCCCCCACGAAGCGCCUCAACCUGUACCAGUCCAUCAAUGCCGCUCUCCGGACCGCCCUCGCAGCGGACGAGCGCGUUCUCCUGUUCGGUGAAGAUGUGGCCUUUGGAGGCGUCUUCCGGUGCUCGGUCGACCUGCAGACUGAGUUCGGCUCAGAGCGUGUCUUCAACACCCCGCUGACGGAGCAAGGGAUUGUUGGGUUCGGCAUCGGUGCUGCCGCCGAAGGGUUCAAGCCCGUGGCUGAGAUCCAGUUUGCCGACUACGUCUUCCCUGCAUUCGAUCAGCUCGUCAACGAGGCGGCCAAGUUCAGGUACCGUGAGGGCGCAACGGGCGGGCACAUCGGCGGGCUGGUCGUCCGCAUGCCCUGUGGCGGUGUUGGACAUGGUGCCCUAUAUCACUCGCAGUCUCCCGAGGCGCUCUUCAGCCAUGUCCCUGGACUCCGUGUCGUCAUGGCGCGCUCCCCCACCCAGGCAAAGGGCCUCCUGCUCAACGCCAUCCUUCACUCCAACGAUCCGGUCAUCUUCAUGGAACCCAAGAUCCUCUACCGUGCAGCUGUCGAGCAUGUCCCCACCGAGUCAUAUACCCUCCCCCUUGACAAGGCGGACGUCAUCAAAAAGGGUGCCGAUGUCACAGUCAUCUCCUACGGCCAGCCGUUGUACUUGUGCAGCCAAGCCAUUGCUGCCGCAGAGAAAGAUUUCAAGGGCGCCAGUAUCGAGCUUAUCGAUCUCCGCUGCAUCUACCCUUGGGACCGACAGACGGUGCUCGAAAGCGUGCGCAAGACCGGCCGUGCCAUCGUCGUCCACGAGAGUAUGCUGAACGCCGGCGUGGGUGCCGAGGUCGCUGCAAGCAUCCAGGAGGGCGCCUUCUUGAGCCUUGAAGCCCCCGUCAAGCGUGUCACCGGCUGGGAUGUCCACACUGGCCUAAUCUAUGAGCGGUUCAACAUGCCAGACGUCACCAAAGCUUCGCUGGUCAACAACACCAAUCUCUUUGUCCUCCCCCUCUUCACUGUCCUGCUUCACCGGCUCGAGGAAUCUUCGCUAGUCCCUAGCGCCGUUUGGGCGAAUAUAAAUAUCUUCUCUCACCAGCCUCCCCUCUCGCUUGCAACCUCUCUCUCUCCUCCUUUCUCAAGUCUCUCCUCACUGCAUUCCUUGCAAAAGCUCGUUACCUCAAAGCUAUCAAUUUCAGGCUGCACUGCUCUCCUCGCUCGAUAUCGUGCCACCCCACAUAUCGAUUCAGAGACUGCCCCCCUCUUUUCUCUCUCUCGAAAGCUCGCUGAAGACAUUAUCAACAAAGCCGUAUCCCGUCAACCCCAUAUCGGCUUUCUUCGCGCUUUCGACGCGUCUUUGACCAUUACCAACGUCCAGACGCCCUCGCUCUUCGACUUCGACAACCAAGUCACCCCCUGCUCCUACCAGGUUGACUCCCUCGUUCAUCAAAACGCGAGGUUGCAGUCCCUGAUUCGACAGCCAGAAGUCCGAAGACUUGAGAAGAAGAAGCUCGUCCACCUCCUCCCACUGCCAACGCCAACAGUAUCACGGUUCAAGAUGUCGUCCCUUACCAUCUUGUGCUUGCUAGUCACGAUGGUAGGCUUCAUCCGAAGCAUUGCCGCCGCCCACGACAUCGAUUCUCCGGCUGCCAUGGCGGCUGCCGUCAAGGCCGCCAUCAACAUAUCAGCCGACGAUGUCGACAACUACCUCCUGUUUCUGGGCUGGGAGAAGCCCCUGCUUGCGUGGUCAGUCGUAGACUACGCGACAAUAUGCCCAACGGUGUUCAGCGUCAUCGUCCUCACUGCAUUCGCCAUAUGCAGUGGUCCCAGUACCAACUCCCUCCUCGUGCACGCCGCUCGUGCUGUCCUCAGGGGCAUCAUGAGAUCGUCAAUCUGGCGCGCACUCUCGACGGGAGACGUACUGGGGUUGGUAGCUCUCGUCAUCGGGACUGCCUACGACAUGGCGUAUUCGCUGCUCCGUCCUCAAUGGGCCGAAGACAUCUACUCCGACCUUGCGAUCCGAGAGGAUCUGCCACAAGUCGGAGCGAUGGCCCUUCUGAUCACGUUUGUGGUGGCCUGUUGUAAGAUGGGCCCCCCAUUGCUUGCCUUCUGGUACGGGAUGUUUGGCGCGUUCACGGACAAUUCAGGAGUGCAGUCACUAGGCUGUCACUACAACGGAUACGCAAACAUCCCACUCCCCUACAGAGGGCACGCGAUAUGGGUUGAAUUCGAAGAGGCCCAUCUCUAUAACUGGGAGAUGUUUCAACUCGUUGCAUUCACCGCGGUAUUGGCUGCUGUCUGCGUGUACCACAUUACGGAAUGGGGUUUCAUCCAGUUCCACGUCGAGAGUGACUUCCUCGUAUGGAUGGAUGGCUUAUCCUCUGUCUUUGCGGAUACUGCUGCGGCAGUCAAUGGCGAUGCCACGGUCAGCGUUGUUGAAAUGCCCGUCGACCCCCAGCCAUCUGGCCAUCAUCACGGCGCCGACAACCGCACCGUCGAGGGCACCAAGCGAGACCACGCCAGCGACAAUGGCAGCUCUAACGCCAACGCCAACGACGACACCGACAAGCACCUCGCCGUGAUGACCCAGAUGGCUUCCCGAAUCCAGGAACUGGAACGUGCCAGCAGCAAUUCCAAAUUGACUGAUGUUCGCCUGCGCAGAGAGGCUCAUGAGCUAGCACUUGAGCUCAUGACCAAGCAACAGUCCCUGCUGGACACGCAAGAUGAAUGUGCUGAACUGAGGUCACUCCUGGCCACUGAAAGAGGCCAAGUUUACGACCAAGAGGUCAGGAUGACCGGCCUGCAGGAGCAAGUCAAAGCUCUCGAAUCCACCAACAGUGCCCUGCAGGCCCAGCUCAGCACCCAGUUCCUGGAGCUGCGAAAUGCGGCGUCGGACGAGACAAACGCGACCCGGUCAGCCAUAUGCGAUGAGAUGCGUUCUGACAACAGCCAGGCCGUCCUGCUCAAGCGACAACUCAACAGAGCAAGACGCCUCCACAGACGCUCACUCGUAACCGGCCACGCGAAUUGUCUCAAACGACUGUCCGCCCAAGAGAACGCCACCGUCAAAGCCACCAUCGCGCUAGAGGCCCAAUCGAAGGUUGUUGCCGACCUUACGGCUCGGAACAGCGCGCAAAUUCGCUCCAUUGCUACACUGGAGAUGGAAAGCGGCGAGCGGGACAUCGAAGAUGCUGACCUUAAGAAACAGCACGACUCUGUCGUGGCUGACCUCAAGGCACAACUUGCGGAUCGAACCCUCGCGGCUGGAAAUCUCCAGUUGUUGGUGGAGCAGAAGGACCGCGCUAUCUCCAGCCUUGAGGAGGAGCGCAACCAAGAUUCGGGGUGCCAAGCAAGGCACUUCUCCCUCGAAUGA
Arthroderma uncinatum is the source of this 3567-nucleotide messenger RNA. RefSeq names its product 2-oxoisovalerate dehydrogenase subunit beta. Gene Ontology annotation, molecular function: catalytic activity. The record is from RefSeq and is a predicted model, not a curated record. Gene Ontology annotation, biological process: response to nutrient; branched-chain amino acid catabolic process. The coding region runs from base 1 to 3567 and encodes 1188 amino acids. Lineage: Eukaryota; Fungi; Ascomycota; Eurotiomycetes; Onygenales; Arthrodermataceae. The transcript has 7 exons.